Molecule: messenger RNA, 4865 nt
Organism: Harpegnathos saltator (Jerdon's jumping ant)
Lineage: Eukaryota; Metazoa; Arthropoda; Insecta; Hymenoptera; Formicidae
Product: UNC93-like protein
Exons: 9
Coding region: 1116-2828 (570 amino acids)
Biological process (GO): regulation of muscle contraction; regulation of potassium ion transport
Cellular component (GO): plasma membrane; striated muscle dense body
Molecular function (GO): potassium channel regulator activity
Source: RefSeq, a predicted model, not a curated record
CGCACUCGCGUUGUUAUCGACCAUCAGGAUAGGAGGCGAGUGAGCCGAGCUGGCUCGAGCAGCACCGAGCGGCGCCGAAUCGUGGACGGAGAAGCGAGCAGCUCCGGAGUCGUCCCUUCGUCGGCCCAGGACCUGGAUCCCGUCCUGCCGAGAACUGCGAGCGAGCGUCCGGCAGUCGGUAGUCCUGAGACUGUGCGCGCGAUUCGCGUUUCUCGCCGCUCCGCGUGAAAUCAUCCCGCGCCGUUCCGCGCCUCGGCCGAGCGGGGGACGCGUGAAGAGACGGUCGUCGCUCGUACCUUCCGAGAGAGAGAGAGAGAGAGAGAGAGAGAGAGAGAGAGAGAGAGAGAGAGAGAGAGAGAGAGAGAGAGAGAGAGGGACUUAGCAUCGAACGGGCCAACGCUGUGUUUACAUCUCUCCCAACAGGACGCCAGGAUCCCCUGGCGCUCUCUCAUCUUUUCGAAAUCUGUCAACGAGCCGUCGUUGGCCGCUUACUCGAGCGCCAGGUCACGUUUACUUCAGGACGUCGCAAACGAGCAACAAGCCAUUCGCGACGCCUCCGCGGAGCUCGGCGUGCGAAUGGCACCGUGAAGACGUUCCUCGGGGACUCGCCGUGGACGCAGUUCGAGUUGAGUGCCGCGGUCGCCUGAUGUCGCACCUCCUUGGCAGCGCGAUGUGCGUGCAGUCGUGUUGACGACUUCGUUUUCGAGCACGAGGUGAGGGGAGACGCGAGACAGCUACCACGACGACAACGACGACGACGAGGAAGUUCAUGAUUAAUCGCGCGCAAUGAGAGUGACGGUGUUCCAGAGGUGUGUUGGUCAUGCCUCGUGACUGUGUACCGUCGACUGUGCGAAUACUUGCCGAGUGUUUCGGCGACUUUACCACGUCACCGGGGAGCAUGGAGAAUCUCGUCGAUCAGUCUCGUAGCGGCGUCACGGAAACGUGGCCGAACCGCAGAUGAGGAGACUGUCGAUCGCGACUAGGGUGACUACUCGAUCGUCGAGGGAUGAGAUCGUAACGAAAUCGGGCGAGGUGCCGGAUCGCGCGUGAGAAAGCGAAGCGUUGCACGGAUGUAACGCGAACGAUCCCGACCACCGGCCCCGGUUGAAAAGAUCAUGGGCUCCUUGCCGAAUCUUCACGAGUUGUCCAAGGACAAGCUGGAAAGCCCAGUGUACAGACCAGCGCCGAUCGGCAGUCUCGGGCCGAUACGAUUACCGGCGCAGCCUCCACCGUUGGCUCACACGCACAGACGCGCCAGGAGCAGCGGGCAUCAUCAUUCUACUUUGAGCGACAAUGACACGAUGAUGGAGCACAUGGCGACAUACUCGCCAAUCUCCUGCCGGUCGACUCGCAUCUCGGCGCUGUCCUGGAGACGUCGCGACUCCAUGAACUCGUCGGCGGGCGCGUCGUCGGUGCGCCGGCUAAUCGCGGCAGUCAGGGCGGCGCCGUCCGGGCCGCGGCCACCGCGCAGGGCGAUACUGCGUCACUGCGUUGCUCUUCUGCUGGGACACGCGGCCUGCUCGGCCGCGAUGCUGCCGAUCUUUCCGCUACAAGCGGGCCUCGGCGCGUUCGAGCCUCACCUGGGCCCGAUCCUGCUCGCUUUGCUCUACGCGAUCGCCACCGUCAGCAGCUGCUUCGCGCCCAUCGUCGUGCAGAAGCUCGGCACCAACUUCACCGUCACCAUCAGCCACUUGGUCACCACCAUCUUCGUCGGCGUGCAUCUGUAUCCCAAGUGGUAUAUACUCCUGCCCAGCUACGCGAUGCUGGGUGCCUGCGCCACCCCGAGUUUCCUGGCGAGGACGUCGCACGUCAACGUUUCGGCGACCAGCCUGGCGCUGGUCUGCGUCGAUCCCGAGGAUCCUGACGAGACGCGGCGCGAGUGCCUGCUGAGGAGACUCAAUCGGGGAAUCAAGUUGGCCGAGGACAUUGGCCUCGCAUUCGGUUGCGUCAUCGCCUCGAUCCUCGUCAGACUGACGGACUUGGUGCCACCUAGCAGCACUGUGAACAGCGACGUCGGGGACAUCUGCGGGGCCGAGUACUGCUCGGAGGAAACGUACUUCUACAACGAAUCGCUCUACGUGCCGACAGUCACGUGGGGCACGUCGAAGGUGCUGGUCAGCAUCUGGCUCGGCUUAGCGGUGCUCGGCCUGAGCAUAUCCUGCGCGUUCCUCGACUCGAGGAUGCAAGAGCCGCAAGCAAGCCAAGACCGCACCACUGCCCGCAGUAUCCUGAAGUCCGUUAAAUGCGCGUUUCAAGAUCCCAAGCUGCAGCUCGCGGCGCCGCUCACCCUCUUCAUCGGACUCGAGCAGGGUUUCAUCUACGCCGAUUUCGUGGAGGCGUACGUGGUGUGCGCCCUGGGUGGCGUCGCCACAGUGACUUUAAGCUUCCUCAGCUUAGCUGUGCUGCAGGCCCUCGCCGCCGUGACGCUCUCGAUGCUACUGAGGCACAUUAAAAGGUACUUUGUCGUGGUCGUGGGCUGCGCCUUCCACGCCUGUCUUUUGCUCGUCUUGCUCACCUGGAGGCCGACGGGAGACGACCCGGCGCUCUUUCACGUCAUAUCAGCCGCUUGGGGAGUGUGUAACUCCAUCUGGGAGACUCUGAUAUACACACUGGUGAUGGCUCUGUAUCCCAAUGCGUGGCACGGACCACUGUCGACAUCGCUCUUUUGGCGUUGGCUCGGGCUCGCUCUCGCCCUCGGUCUUCACGGUCUCGUGUGCACCCGCUACCGCGUGGUGGGUCUCGCGGCCACUCUGGUCUUGGCGGUGGUGCCGUACCUGUGGCUGGAGAGCCGCUUGGCGCGCCGCGGCAAGACGCUCGCGCCUUUAUGACCGGGCGAUUCCACCGCUAGCGAGCGGUGCUCCAGCGUCGAGACGACAGCCACGACGGAGACGAGACAUCGAACCGACUGAGAGCAAGCCGUUCCGUCCGGCUUGAGAUUGAUCAGGAGAAGAAGCCGGAGGAGGAGCAGCGGCCUGACGACGCAGCAGCCGAAGCAACAGCGGAAGCAGAAGCAAAAGCCACAGCAGCAGCAACAGCAACAGCAACAGCAACAGCAACAGCAGGAUCAGGAUCGCCGAUCAAGGUCAAGCAGCGGCUCGUCGACGGCAGUCAAGAUCAAGACCCGACGCAGGGCGAAUAGCGUCGCUUUCGCCUGCCGCACCGAUAUCGGCCUGCCCGACGACGACAGCCCGCCGCAGCCGUUGCUUUUCGUCACGGACGAGCGUCGCAGAAGCGCUAACGAUUCCGCCGAGGCGAAGGAGCGUGAUCGCGCCGCCAUCACCAGCAUCUUCACACUCUCGUGAGAUGACGAGACGGCGAGAUGACUCUCGCGUUCCGAGGGCGACGUCCACUCACGAGUCUGAAGGGAGAGAAACGGCUCGUGGACAGUCGCGCUGCGGUCAUCAGCUCGCGUCGCAGUCGCUUCAAUUCCGAUCCACGAUGGGUGUGAGUGAGCCCUUAGGGUGGCUUUUGCGAAAGUCUGCUUGGACUAACGGACGGAUUAACUCAGUCGACGGAGUUACCAUUCUGAAGAAUGAAUAGCUUCUUACCAGAAAGGAAACCGCCCUUGUGCUCUCCUGAUAUUUGUAUUAUCAUUUUAAGUGAUGUGUUUAUAUUAUGUGAGAUCCAACUCAACGUCACUUAUACUCAUUUCUAUCAACCUUGGUUAACUUAACCAAGGUUAGUUAUUCCAACGGAAUUGACCAAUCGCAUUUAUCAUUAAUUAGAAUUGUUAAAUGUAAUUAGUCCAUUCCGAUGGAAUAACCAGUCGGUUAAAUUAAUCACGGUUGAUAGAAACGAACAUUACGCCUGUUUUUACCAACUGUGAUUAAUUUAACCGGUUAAUUACUCCAUCGAAAUGGACCAAUCGUAUUUACCAAUACUGAUUGAUGACAGAUGCGAUUGGUUAAUUCCGUUGCAAUGAUAGCCGGUUAAGUUAACUACGGUCGGUAGAAACGGGCAUUAGCAUAUGAUUCUUUGUUUCUCUUACUUAACCGCCCGUUAGUUUAACCGGACUCUGGCGAAGGUCACCCUUGCUUGGCCCUUUGUUCUAAGCCCACAACUGUAACUUCGUUUUCUGCUAAAAGCGUGUCCCGCUGUUGCCUAAAGUCGUAAUAUUCAAGCUUCAAAUGAGCUCGUCCGAGAUUCCAGCUAUUAAGACAGCGUGGAAAAUGCCUUUCGCCCGAAGUGGUAGGACUUGGAGCAAACGGCUAAAGGUUUUCUACACUUGCCUAUUGUAGACCGGGCCUAAGGAGGCGACUCCGUUGCAGCGUGAGUGGAGCUUAGCGCCGAAUGGUGAACGCGACCGGUGGCCGCGAGGAGAGAAGCUCUCUCGAGAGCGCCGUUGAAACGCACGUUCUUCUUUUUCUCCCGCUUCCUUUUCUUCUUCGUACCACCGAUCGAUCUCGGUGCUCGAGCUAGAAGAACGAGGCGUUGUCUCCUCCGCACACACACUUGCGUCCUGUUGGUGCAAUCGCGACGCGGAGAUCGUCAUACGGCGCUACGCUCGUACUCGUCGCAUGAGCGAGCUGCGCGCGCUGUGUACCUUCUGCGAGUGUCGCGUUAUUUCGCGACCGACUCGGGAAGUGGCGAGUUCCCUCGCGAAUUUGGAGCGAGGACGGCGACGAUCGAUGAACACACGCCGCCGUGGCCGGCGCUUUUAAGUUCUCCAGGCGCGUCUAAGUCGCGAUUAAUGAGGGAUAGCUCUCUUCUCAAAGCUGGAUGGAACGGCUGUGUAUACGGACACUAUAUACAUAUAUAUAUAUAUAUAUAUAUAUACUCUACACAUGCAUAUGUACAAGCUUUUCCCCGCUACAUACGGUGCGAUCGAUGCACACGACUGAAUAGCGGGGAAAUGAUACGCGGUA